CAACAAUGCCCUGACAGCUCUGUGCAAAAUCCUUCAACCUCAGUGACUGCAAUUCUGAGCCAGCGGCUGCACACUCACCCCAAAGACAGCAAUGGCCUCCUCUACUCAGCCUCGUUCUUGCAUUGUGACCAAACAAGAAGGGAAGGGCUUUGGUUUUUGUUUACGUAUUGAGAAAGGCGAGGUUGGCCAUCUCGUUCGUGCUAUUGAACCUGGCAGUUCUGCUGAGAAGGCGGGUCUGAAGGACGGAGACAGACUGCUGAGAGUCAAUGGCAAAUUUGUGGAUGACAAAGAACAUGCUGAGGUAGUCACUCUGGUAAAGGACAGUGGGACCAGCGUAACUCUUGAGGUUUUGGAUAAAGUUGCCUAUGAAAAUGCCAAGAAAAAGGGAGAAGAUUUGUCGAAACUUGAUCAAAAUUCAAAUCAACCAGCAAAGCAACCAGAAGCCCCCCAGCCUGCCGUACAAACCCCACAGCCUGCUGUACAAACCCCACAGCCUGCCGUACAAACCCCCCAGCCUGCUGUACAAACCCCACAGCCUGCCGUACAAACCCCACAGCCUGCCGUACAAACCCCACAGCCUGCAGAGCAACCGUUAGCCAAUGUAGGAAAAGCUCUGACACGAAGGCCAAGGCUGUGCUACUUGGUUAAAGAAGGAAACAGCAGCUAUGGAUUUUCUCUUAAAACCACAAGAUGUGAGAGUGGAAUAUUCUUGUCAGCGCUAAUACCUAAUGGACUUGCAGUCAAAGCCGGUGUCAAGGACGAAGAUCGUAUCAUUGAAGUGAAUGGAGCAAAUGUAGAAAGUUACAGUCAUGACAAGUUGGCUAAAAUGCUGAAGGAAUCUGGGGACAGAAUCAUGUUCCUUCUGUCAGACAAGGGGACCGACGAGUACUUUAAAAGUCAGAAAAUAAAGAUUACUGCAGACAAAGCCAAUGUUGAGCAGUUGCCUUCUAAACCUAGAACUGUGGAGCUGAAGAAGGAUACUAAUGGUUAUGGGUUUUAUUUGCGACAGGAAAAAAAUCGUAAAGGUCACUUUAUUAUGGAGAUUGACUCUGGCAGCCCAGCAGAAAAGGCCAAGCUGCAGGACUAUGAUCGUGUUGUUGCAGUCAAUGGAGAGUGGGUAGAGGGGAAGGAACACGAAGAGGUGGUAAAGGUGAUUCAGAAAGGAGGAGACAAGACCACUUUGCUGAUUGUGGAUAAGAAGACUGAUGAGAUGUACACUCUGGCUGGGGUCUCGCCCUAUUUAUUUGUACAAGAAUCCCAAGGGGAAAUUAAGAGCAAAGUUAAAGGAGAGACUACUCCAGUUCCUGCAGUCAUUCCAUCGCAGACACCUGCCACUCCAACACCAACUGUUUCCCCAGCCCCAACCUCUGCUGUGGAACCUAAAAAAUCUGAAACACCAGCUGUUCCGAUUAAUGACCAAAAGCACAAGCCCAGGUUGUGCAAGCUGCAGAAGGGUAACAAUGGUUAUGGCUUCCACCUCAAUGCAAUCAAGGAUACGCAAGGCCAGUUCAUGAACCAGGUAGUAAAGGGAGGUCCGGCAGAUGUGGCUGGAAUCAAAGACAAAGAUGUUCUGCUGGAGAUCAAUGGGCUAAAUGUGGAGAAGGAGAGCUAUGAAGAUGUUUUGAUUAGAAUCAAGGAAACUAAAGGUAUCCUGACUUUGUUAGUGGCAUCAGAGGAGGCCUAUGACUACUUCAAGGAGCAAAAAAUCCCAAUAACUGCUUCAAUGGCAGAUCCUGUAAGUGAAGAGUCUCCCAACUCCAAUGUGGUUGCCCCAGCAAACAAAGCUAGAGCUGCCCCUGAGCCAAUAGAAAUGCAAUCCAACCAGAAACCCUCAGAGGAACCAAAGGAGAAAGAAGAGGAGAAAGAAGAGGAGAAAGAAGAGGAGAAAGAGGAGCAGGAAGAGGGUGACACUAAUCUGUAAUUUUAAAGGGCUUUCUGCCCAUCUGUCUUGAUUAUCCAUUUUCAUUUCUUAUUGGUUAAACCAUAAAAAGUAGCAAAUACAGACAGCCUGAUGGUCCUCAUACAAUGAAAGACCAUUGUCCUACAACAGGAGAAUACACUGACACUCAUGGACUUUAUCCCUUCAUUGAUACAAAUCCAUUCAUUCAGGAGGACAAUGUAAGCUGAAGAGAACUCUAUGGACAUUUGCCAAAUACACUCUUAAAACUGCCCGGUCUUCCCUUCAUAAGAAGCCAAUAUGGUAGCAGGUGCAUAGAGUGAAACUGGUCAAUCUCGAUUAACAAGUGAGAGGAAGAAAUAUUCCUCAUUAUUCAGCUAUUUAUUAAUGUUCUGCAAACCUUACAAGCUAAGACAUGUUGUGAUGUGAGAUUGGGAGAUGAAGUUACCACGUCAGAUGUCACUUCCUCCCUCCCAUGAGGAGCAAGUUCGACUUCUGCUGCCUUUAGGCAGUGGGGGAAAUCUGAGAAGCAGUUCCAUAGCUUGUAUAGAAACCAUUGUGAGACCUUGUCUUGCAAAUCUCCAGCCGCCACCUACUGUAUGGCCAAACAAUGUAAAAUGGCUGCUUAGCGGUUACCCAGUGUUGUGUUUUGGAAAUUAUUUUUUGAACGAGAUAUUAAUAAGUUAAACUUAGACUUUAAUAAAGUCAAUCUUGUCUUUCCAUGUAUAAAGAUGAUUAAAUAAAAACAAACCAAAACAGGUGGAAAAGGAA
Messenger RNA from Xenopus laevis (African clawed frog), 2668 nucleotides. RefSeq names its product PDZ domain containing 1 S homeolog (gene pdzk1.S). Gene Ontology annotation, biological process: protein localization to plasma membrane. Gene Ontology annotation, molecular function: protein-membrane adaptor activity; signaling receptor binding. Gene Ontology annotation, cellular component: apical plasma membrane. The coding region runs from base 92 to 1921 and encodes 609 amino acids. The record is from RefSeq and is a predicted model, not a curated record. NCBI's taxonomy places the organism in Eukaryota, Metazoa, Chordata, Amphibia, Anura, Pipidae. The transcript has 9 exons.